Molecule: messenger RNA, 3719 nt
Organism: Austrofundulus limnaeus
Lineage: Eukaryota; Metazoa; Chordata; Actinopteri; Cyprinodontiformes; Rivulidae
Gene: gabrb2b
Product: gamma-aminobutyric acid type A receptor subunit beta2b
Exons: 10
Coding region: 606-2183 (525 amino acids)
Biological process (GO): monoatomic ion transmembrane transport
Cellular component (GO): membrane
Molecular function (GO): GABA-A receptor activity; extracellular ligand-gated monoatomic ion channel activity
Source: RefSeq, a predicted model, not a curated record
UUUACUUAUUUAGGUGAAAGUUUCAAGUUAACUAAACAAAUUUUGAAAUCAUAUCCACUUUACGCAAUGAUAUUUGCAGAUUUACAGGGACACAAACCAAACUUGUGUCCAACGCUGGGAUUCCCACCCUCCUCCUCCUCCCCACCCUGAGCCUGAGCAGAUCUGCUGGAGCAGGGAGGUUAAGUGUCCUGCUCGGGGACAGUUAUGAGUCGACUGAGGGGUCUCUAACGAGCGAAUUGAAAAAAAAAAAAAAAAAAGACAGUCCCACCCACAUUUUCACACUUUUCUAUCCAACCAAGCUCUAAAGUCUCACACUGGAUGUUUCAGCGAGCACAAAUAAAACACAUUAAAAAGGAGACCCCCGUUUUUUUCGUGAGAAACAUGAAUUCUUGAUUCUCCUUUAAAUUUCCUCCGUGCCUGGAUCUGCCACGUCCAUCAGCAGCAGGAGCAUCAGCAGCGGCGGCGGCUGUUCUGGUCUCUUGAUGUUGUGGUCGGGAAUACGCAUGCGCCCGGUAUCGGAAUUACUGCGCUGGCAAGAAUAACUUAGACCUCGUCCGCCUUCCCUCCCCUAAAAAAAGAAACGAAAGGUUUACAACCGUUAAAGAAUGUUUGCGUCAAGAAUAAGAAGAAUGAAGACUGCGUGCGUCUGUUUUUUCCCCUUCAUAGUGGCUGUGGCGCGCGCUCAGAGUGCCGGUGCCAAUGACCCAAGCAAUAUGCCUUUAGUCAAAGAAACGGUGGAUAGACUCUUGAAGGGGUAUGAUAUACGACUGAGGCCAGAUUUUGGAGGUGCUCCUGUGGGAGUGGGAAUGAACAUAGACAUAUCCAGCAUAGACAUGGUUUCAGAAGUCAAUAUGGACUAUACACUGACAAUGUACUUCCAGCAGGCUUGGAGAGACAAGCGGCUGUCCUACUCUGAGAUCCCACUCAACCUAACCUUAGAUAACMGGGUAGCUGACCAGCUCUGGGUCCCUGACACCUACUUCCUCAACGACAAGAAAUCGUUUGUCCACGGUGUCACUGUAAAAAACAGAAUGAUUCGACUGCACCCAGAUGGCACWGUGCUGUACGGUUUGAGGAUCACUACUACAGCUGCCUGUAUGAUGGACCUAAGAAGGUAUCCACUAGAUGAGCAAAACUGCACACUUGAGAUAGAGAGCUAUGGGUACACAACUGAUGACAUUGAAUUCUACUGGCGAGGAGGAAACAAUGCUGUGACAGGUGUGGACAAGAUUGAACUACCCCAGUUUUCCAUCGUGGACCACAAGCUCAUCUCCAAAAAUGUUGUAUUUUCCACAGGCUCUUAUCCCCGCCUGUCCUUGAGUUUUAAGCUAAAAAGAAAUAUUGGGUAUUUCAUCCUGCAGACGUACAUGCCUUCUAUCCUCAUCACCAUCCUCUCAUGGGUCUCCUUCUGGAUCAACUAUGAUGCYUCUGCUGCCAGGGUGGCUCUAGGUAUUACCACGGUCCUUACCAUGACAACCAUUAACACCCACCUGAGAGAAACCCUCCCCAAAAUUCCAUAUGUCAAGGCCAUAGACAUGUACUUGAUGGGCUGCUUUGUAUUUGUCUUCCUGGCCUUGCUGGAGUAUGCCUUGGUGAACUACAUCUUCUUCGGCCAGGGUCCCCAACGUCAGAAAAAAGCAGCUGAGAAGACAGCAACAGCAAACAAUGAAAAAAUGAGGAUGGAUCCAAAUAAGUGGCUCGUGGGGAAUGUGGUUGGCAGAGAUGAUACCCUGUAUGCAAGAAUGAAACAAAGAGAUCUAGCUGGUCAUGACUCAAUGUGGGAGCCAAUUUUUAUGGAUGAUGCAGCAAUUGGACUUGGUGAUCAAAAGCAUAAGAUGGACCCACAUGAAAACAUCCUCUUGGGCACUCUGGAUAUCAAGAAUGACAUGGGAGUUACAGAGCUGGCUCUGGGUCUCAAUGACCCACGAAACACCAUGCUAACAUAUGACAGCUCUAAUCUACAGUAUCGUAAAGCAGGUCUGGCGAGGCACAACUUUGGCCGAAAUGCACUGGAGCGCCAUAUGGCUCAAAAGAAGAGCCGACUACGGAGGCGGGCUUCACAGUUAAAAAUCACCAUCCCAGAUUUGACUGAUGUAAACUCCAUUGACAAAUGGUCAAGAAUGAUCUUCCCCACUGUUUUUUCCUUCUUCAACAUUGUUUACUGGCUUUAUUAUGUCAACUAAAAACAAUAAGACACUGGCAAGAGCAAGCACAAGCAUCCAAACAUGUUAUUAACAUCCUGUUUGUAUCUGGUUUGUCUCAUAUGUAUGCAGUGAUGUGGUAUUAGACUGAAGUCAGGACUUGAUCUAUCAUUAGGAACUCAGUAACUGCUGGCUACCACAUGGAAAACCUUAUAGAAAAGAGAUUAUAUACAGUACAUAAGGUGCCUAUUCCUGAAUAACUGUUUACAUUUUUUUAAUUUAUUUAUUUUUAGUUUAUUUUAAUAUGUAUGUGUCUUUUUUAUUUUUUGUCUGUUUGCCAUUAUAUGUAUUUUUUGUUUGGUCAGAUCUAUAACAUUCUUAAUCCACUACCAUGUUACAAAUGAUUUGAAACAAAAUUAUGAGUUAACACUAUUCUUAAAAAAUACAACAAUCAAGAAAAUCACUGAAAACGUUUCAAAGUGGCGCAACAAAUUUUCAGGAUAACAAUUUUUUAAUGUUCUUUGCCUGACAAUUUACAUCUUUUUUUUUUCAGAUAUUGAAAUCUUUGUUAUUCUUUCCUACAAAGGAAAAUGCAUGAUUCAUUUCUAACAUUUCUUGACUUUCAAAAUGUCCAGGGUUUUAUUUAAAACAUGUCCAAAAAGCUUGCUGAAUGUUUAAAUAUGUAUUUAUCUUUGUGUACUUAUUACUACAGUAUUUUGCAUUUGCUAUGUGUAAAAAAAUAAAACAACACAGUAUAUUGUACUAAAACUGCAAUUAAAAUGGCAAGACACAAGAAAAGCCCAAAUGCAUAAAAAUACACUUUUUUUUCCUUUAGAACAAAUGUUGACAGUUAUUUUAAUAGUGUUUACAUUCUUGACAAUAUUUUUAGAAAAUUAUGAAUUUGAUAAUUUUAAGUCAUUUCUUGCUUCCACAAUUAAGUUGUAUAUAAUUUAAACAUUUUUUGUUUGWUUGUUUGUUUCAGGCCAAACCAAGGUAACACUAAUUUUAGGGUUGUAAUUUACAAGAAUCUAAUACUUUGUUCUCUCUCAAUGCGGUGCAAUAAGAUCCAAAUCAGAGUGUGAWUAAUGUCAUUUCCACAAAUUAACCUAUAGUAACAUAAUGAUGCCAUGUUUAUAGUAAAAUAUUAACUAAGACUUGUGCAAAUUUGUAUCUACAGAAGCAGUGCUAAUACGAAGAAAAUCAUGAAAAUAUGUGUGCCUACGCAUUUAAUAACAGGUUCUUUUAAAACAAGAAGGAAACAUGACAGUUUGUUUCUCCUAGUUAAAUAUCCAUAAAGACAUUGAGCCGGUAUUCAACACAAUGUAYUCAGUUGUUGACAUAUUUUCUAGACACAUAUUACUGAUAAUCUGAAUUUUCUUUACAGUAGCAACUUUUCAUUAUUUAUUUUUUCCCAAUUUUCUUUAUAUAUUCAUUUGUGAAGUGUGCUUAUGUCUUUUUGAGAAGUAUGCCUAACAUUUUAAAUAAGAAUCAUAUUAUUAAAAAUUAGAAAAAAAAUCCAAAAUGCAUUGAUGUAUGAGUGCAAGUUCAUUUUAACAAAAAUGCCAUAGUAAAAAAAAA